AUGGCACACAACCAGCAGUUUCCAGCCAAGACCUCCAUCAUCAAACUCGAGGAGCAGGACUUUUACUCCUUGCGGGAUCAUUGCCUAAACAGAGGGCUGCUGUUUGAGGAUGAGACAUUCCCUGCCGAGACUUAUUCCAUAGGUCUGCAGCUCCUCAAGGGAAAAAACCUCUCCAACCUAAGCUGGAUGCGGCCAAAGGAUUUAUUGAAGGGUAAAUCAGAGCCUCUCUUCAUCCUGGAAGGUGCGAGCAGAUUCGAUAUCCAACAAGGAGAGGCAGGGGACUGCUGGUUCCUGGCAGCACUGGGGGCCUUGACACAGAGUCCAGGGUAUCUGAAGAAGAUCCUCAUAGACCAAAGCUUUUCAUGCCAGUAUGCGGGGAUUUUCCAUUUUCAGUUCUGGAGGUGUGGCCAGUUGGUGGAAGUGGUCAUUGACGAUCGCCUACCUGUCCUGAACAACGAGUACCUCUUUGUCAAACCUCGCAACAAGCGAGAGUUUUGGCCGUGCCUGCUGGAGAAGGCCUACGCCAAGUUUCAUGGGUCCUAUGCCAACCUGCACUAUGGCUACCUCCCCGAUGCCCUGGUGGACCUCACGGGGUGGGUGGUCACCAACAUCAGCCUGCACUCAUCCCCGCCUGACCUGAUGAUGCUGGUGAAGACGGCAGCGGAGGCAGGCUCUCUGAUGACCUGCGGCACCCUGGCCGGGCCCAUAAGCGAGUCCGUGAGGAUGGAAAAUGGACUGGUGAGCCGGCAUGCCUACACGGUGACUGGCGCUGAGCAGAUUGAGUACAGGAGGAGCUGGGAGUAUCUUAUCCGCCUGUGGAACCCCUGGGGCAAGACUGAGUGGAGAGGGCGCUGGAGCGACCGGUCUCCGGAGUGGCAGGAAACCCACGACCAACGGAAAAGCCAGCUGUAUGAGGAUAAGGACAAUGGCGAGUUUUGGAUGUCAUGUCAAGAUUUCCGAGAUAACUUCUUCGGCCUGUUUAUAUGUAACCAAGUUCCAAUCAGCCUGGACCAUGGAAGCAUGCUCCAUGAAAGAUGGUCCCAAAUGACGUUUAAGGACCACCUAAUUCCAGGAAACACUGAAGGGCACCAGAGGGCCAUGCAAUACAUCUUCUCUGUGCCAGACAGCAUGGAAAACAGCAACGUCAUCAUGUCCUUCAACGCUGGGCCACGAAAUAUAAAGGCAAAAGACAGGACAUUUCCAGUGAAGUAUGAGGUGUUCAAGGUCGACUAUCAGUUCCAGCACUUCCAAGACAGAUUGCCAUCCACCUUCUUCUCCAAAUUCAGGAUUGCUGAGAAGGGCAUUGUGUCUGAAACCACGUGCAACCUCACAGAGUACUUCAGUCUGAGCCCUGGGACCUAUGUGGUGGUCGUCUCCGAGGGCAGAGAAGCUGUUGAAUUCUUGCUCCGAAUCUUCCUGAAGAUGCCAGACAGUGACAGGAACCUGGAUGGCAGUCUCAACCUGAUAGCCCUGCAGGCAAGUCUUCCAGGAAAUGGCUCCCAGCAGAGCAUUUUCUACAAGUAUGCUCAGCAGGGGCUGGACAUUGAUGCUACGCAGCUUCAGAGCCUUCUCAACCGGGAAUUCCUAAGAGGACCUCCAGGGGACGCGUUCUCCUUGGACGAGUGCCGCAGCAUCGUGGCUCUGAUGGAUCUGAAGGUGAACGGGAGACUUGACCAAGAGGAGUUUUCAAGGCUGUGGAGCCGCAUUGUCCACUGCCAGAGUGUUUUCCAGAACUCCCCAAAGAAUGCUGGCAUUUUCCUCAGCUCAGAUUUGUGGAAGGCCAUAAAGGACACAGACUUCCUCGCAGGGAUCUCUGUCACCAGCGAGCUGCUGGACCUCAUGAAACUCCGGUACAGCGACAGCACUGGCAGGGUCAGCUUCCCCAGCCUGGUCUGCUUCCUGAUGCGGCUGGAAGCCAUGGCAAAAGCUUUCCGGAACCUCUCCAAGGAUGGAAAAGGACUCUACCUGACAGAAAUGGAGUGGAUGAACCUGGUGAUGUACAACUGA
Molecule: messenger RNA, 2007 nt
Organism: Budorcas taxicolor (takin)
Lineage: Eukaryota; Metazoa; Chordata; Mammalia; Artiodactyla; Bovidae
Gene: CAPN13
Product: calpain 13
Exons: 21
Coding region: 1-2007 (668 amino acids)
Biological process (GO): proteolysis
Cellular component (GO): cytoplasm
Molecular function (GO): calcium-dependent cysteine-type endopeptidase activity; calcium ion binding
Source: RefSeq, a predicted model, not a curated record